Ipomoea triloba (trilobed morning glory) is the source of this 1796-nucleotide messenger RNA. Its product is annotated as phospholipase A1-Ibeta2, chloroplastic-like. Gene Ontology annotation, molecular function: glycerophospholipase activity. The coding region runs from base 102 to 1718 and encodes 538 amino acids. The record is from RefSeq and is a predicted model, not a curated record. The transcript has a single exon. Gene Ontology annotation, biological process: lipid metabolic process. Lineage: Eukaryota; Viridiplantae; Streptophyta; Magnoliopsida; Solanales; Convolvulaceae.
AGCUGGCCUCUUCUCUCUCUCUCUCUCUCUCUGGAGUUGAGCCUGCAACUCUGCACAUCUUUAAUCAGAACUUUCUCUCUCUAAAAGAAAGCUUUAAAACCAUGGCAUUAACGAUGAGCUCAACCGUUCCGGCUCACAAUCUUAACAAAUUUCAGUACUCUCGGCAAGCCAGCUUCAACUGCAAUGCCUCGCUGUUGAGGACUAGUAUGACUAUUAGUGCACGGACUGUGAAAGCUGUUGCAUCUUCAAGCACUGAGAUGACGAGAAAGCAUCUUUCGAACCUUGACAAGUUGCUGCAGAAGCAAUCGGAGGCCGUUCCGCCGGACCCGGCGCCGGUUUUGAUGGAGAGGAGUAAUGGGUUGAAGGAGAAUCAGGGCAGGAACCUUCUGGAAGGGCUGAAUUUGUCGAGGAUUUGGCCGGAGAUGAAGGCGGCGGAGGAGAUGUCCCCCCGCCACUUGAACAGGUUGCAGAGGCUCUUGUCCAUGUCCAAUCAGGAAUAUUCCCCGAGAAACACUCUGGGUAGCCGCUGGAGGGAUUAUCACGGCCGGAAUGACUGGGCGGGUUUGCUUGACCCGCUCGACGAGAAUCUCCGGCGAGAGCUGAUCCGCUACGGCGAGUUUAUUCAGGCAGCCUAUCAUUGUUUCCACUCGAGCCCCGCCACGUCAGCAGAGGAGGGGCCAUCUCACCCACGUGACGUGGCAUUGCCGGACAGGUCAUAUAAGGUGACCAAGAGCCUCUACGCCACGUCAUCCAUCGGUUUGCCUAAGUGGGUGGAUGACGCGGCGCCGGAUCUCGGGUGGAUGACCCAGAGAUCCAGCUGGAUGGGGUACGUGGCCGUGUGUGAUGACAGGAAUGAGAUUCAAAGAAUGGGAAGGCGAGAUAUCGUGAUCGCCCUUAGAGGGACCUCCACGUGUCUUGAAUGGGUUGAAAAUGUCCGAGAUUUACUCGUUCAAAUGCCAGGUCAGAAUGAUCCAUCCCAGGUACAAGCGAAAGUGGAAUGUGGGUUUUUGAACUUGUACCAAACAAGUGGAGAAAAUAUCCCAAGCUUAGCUCAGUCAGUGGUGGAUGAAGUCCAAAGACUAAUAGAACAGUACAAAGGUGAACCAUUAAGCAUUACAGUGACAGGGCAUAGUCUUGGUGCAGCCUUGGCCCUAUUGGUGGCCGAUGAGCUGAGUACAUGUACACCCGACGCGCCCCCCGUCGCUGUUUUUUCCUUCGGAGGCCCCCGAGUGGGUAACCGAGGCUUUGCUAAUCGCCUUGACGCCAAAAACGUCAAGGUAUUAAGAAUAGUUAAUAAUCAAGACGUAAUCACAAAGGUUCCAGGCAUGUUCGUGAAUGAAUCUCUCGAUAAGAAAUUACGAGAAUCAGAGGUAGCAACCGGGCUACUAAACAUGCUAGACGAUAGCAUGCCAUGGGCAUACUCACAUGUCGGAAUAGAGUUAAGAGUCGAUACAACAAUGUCACCAUUUCUAAGACCGGACGCAGACGUAGCGUGUUGUCAUGACUUGGAGGCGUAUUUGCACCUGGUGGAUGGAUUUAGGGCUUCAAACAGUCCUUUUAGGUCAAAUGCCAAAAGGAGUCUUGUGAGGCUGGUAAAUGAACAAAGAUCUAAUAUCAAGAAAUUGUAUACAAGUAAGGCAAAAGGCUUAAGUAGCCUAAAACUUGAGAGAGAUUAUAGUCAUCUUAUUGCCCAAACCUGUUUGCCUAGUCCAUCCUGAUACAGUUAGGGAAGGAAUAUGUAUCAUUCUUGUACAAAUUAUUUUUGAAAUUGGUAUUAAGAAGUGGUACAUGUUUAA